Molecule: messenger RNA, 564 nt
Organism: Cyphellophora europaea CBS 101466
Lineage: Eukaryota; Fungi; Ascomycota; Eurotiomycetes; Chaetothyriales; Cyphellophoraceae
Exons: 2
Coding region: 1-564 (187 amino acids)
Biological process (GO): ribosome assembly; ribosomal large subunit biogenesis
Cellular component (GO): nucleolus; nucleus; preribosome, large subunit precursor
Molecular function (GO): RNA binding
Source: RefSeq, a predicted model, not a curated record
AUGCGAGCCUUAACAGACGUGGAAACGCAGACGCUCUUCACAAAGCUUGCCAACUACACCGGCCGGUCUCUCAACCAACUCAUAGCCCCAUCUGAGACGGGCAACGACGACGAUCGCCAUGUCUUCCGCCUGCACGAGUCUCGUGUUUACUACGUACGAUUGUCGCUCGCGAACCUAGCCACUUCGGUGGCACGAGACAAUUUGCUGUGUCUGGGCACUUGUAUCGGAAAAUUCACAAAGACUGGCAAGUUCCGGCUGCACAUCACCGCCCUCGACGUGAUUGCUCCUCAUGCGCGCUACAAGUUGUGGGUCAAGGCCAAUGGCGAGAUGCCAUUCCUCUACGGCGGCAAUGUUGUGAAAGCCCACGUCGGUCGCUGGAGCGAGGAUUGCCCGGAGCACUCGGGUGUCGUUAUUCUCUCCAUGGACGACACCCCGCUCGGCUUCGGCGUCACGGCUCGUUCGACAGCGGAAUCGAGGAAGCUGGAUCCUACGGCUGUGGUAGCUUUCCGUCAAGGUGACGUUGGAGAAUACUUGCGAGAAGAGGACUCUCUUUUCACCACGUGA